CUUGUCGGCUUGCCUUCGCUCCGUCACCACGAUCAUCACUCGAGCAUUACAACCAGCAUCAUGGCUCCGCCCCGCUACGACGAAGCGGCCGACGAGGAAGCCGAGUCAGAGGCUCUCAUCCUCCAUAGAUUAGACACAGACCCCAAGAGCGGUCGACCUAGAGUCCACACAAUCCCCUCGGCGCAGCACGACGACGACGACAAUGACGACGCCGGCAGCGACAUCGAAGGACAGUCCGACGAGAUGCUCGAGAAACGCCGUAUCAAGGCCUUGGCCAAGCGAGCAGUUGCAGACGCUACCGCAUCUUCCAAUGCGGACCCCACGACUGGGCGACCACCCUGGCUCGUCGAGGGAACAAAGACCUUUCGCCGUUCACCGCCCCUCAUCCGUGGACUGGUCAUCGCCAUCGCCCUCUUCCUCCUGGGUGGGGUCUUCUACUUCGCACUGGGCGACUCAGAGGCAUUGCAGGGUGGAGCAAAAAAGAUCUGGUCGUACGGUGGCGAGGUGUGGAAGGGCGGGUCUGUCCCUUACACCUUUCCCGGUGAUGUGGGCCACCCUGGUCCGACGGCUACGGGCGCCCCUGGCCAGCUCGAGGAGGAGGAUAAGCUGACUGGCACUCGGCCAUCGCCAGAGAUCCCCGUAGAGACCCACCUCCCGACCAGCCAGUACGGCUCCUUCAAGCCCUUCGACCACAUGGGCCCUCUCACCCCUUACAAGCCCUCAGACGGCUUUGGAGUGGAUGAUGCCAAGUACCACGCCCUCCCCGCCUCGUGCAAGAUCGAGCAAGUCCAUAUGCUCCACAGGCAUGGCAGUCGAUACCCCACCUCCUACUCACCGGCCAUCGAGAUCCAGAAGAUGCUCGCAGCCAAACCUCGCCCCACGUUCAGUGGACCCCUCGACUUCCUCAACACGUACGAGUACCGACUGGGCAAGGAAUUGCUGGUCCCGCUGGGUCGUCAGCAGCUCUACGACUCGGGCGUGGCCGCAGUAAUCCGCUACGGCAAGCUAAUCUACGAAGAUGUGCAAAAGCAUGGCAAGCUAUUCGCUCGGGCUGGGUCCCAGCAUCGCAUCGUAGAGAGUGGACGCAACUGGCUUGCUGGAGCGCUGGGUGCCGCGGAUUGGGAAAGAGAGGCAGAGCUGGAGAUCCAGAUCGAGGACGUCGGCUUCAACACGACGAUGGCGCCGAACUUUGCCUGCCCAAACGCAGACAAGGGUGGGAAAUGGGAGCCUGGUUGGCAGUGGAACAAGGACUGGAUCGAGCACUACGCCAUUGAUGCGGCGAAGAGGUUAGGACAGUAUGCGAAGGGAGUAGAGAUUACUCCCCGCUUGAUCAACGGGCUCCAACAGCUCUGCAGCUACGACACGGUCGCCGGCUACGAUGCUCGCUCCAUCUGCUCACUCUUCAGCACUUCUGACUGGCAGGCCUACGAGUACGCCUGGGACCUCUCCUUCUACGGCUCGUACGGCUCUGGCUCCCCGCUCGGCCCAGCCCAAGGAGUAGGCUGGGUGAACGAGUUCCUCUCCCGCCUUGAGGGACAGAAGUGGGACCCGAAGCUACAGACAAGCGAAAAUGCCACGCUGGAUAGCUAUGCGAGGACCUUCCCCGUAGACAGGAAGUUCUACGUCGACUUCACACACGAUAGCGUUAUCGCUAACGUCCUUGCCGCCUUGAAUCUGCCCGAGUUCGCGGCCGCGCUGGACCCGAUGCCUAGCAGGCUGGACGAGGGGAGGAGAUACAAGAGUAGCGAGAUUGUCCCCUUUGCUGCUCGGCUCGUCUUUGAGAAGAUUCAGUGCGGUGGCGGACAGGAGCCGCUGAUUAGGAUGCUCUUGAACGACGCUAUCGUGCCGCUCAAGCAGCUCAAGGGCAGCGGAUGUGAUAGCGAGGCGAGGGAAGAUGGGAUGUGCACUUUGAAGAACUUCUUGCGCAGUCAGGAGGGGAGGAUGGAGAGGGUCAGGUGGGAGCAGUGCUUUGAGAAGUAGUGGGGGAUGCGCACGAGAAUUGAUACAUCAUUGUCACCUUCGUCGUCCUUGCCAGCCCCGCGUCUCCGUAGAGAGGGGGACGAGAAUGACCACAGCUAUGUGAGCUCGCCACUGUGCUGCAACAGUGAGAAGAUGAGAUGAAGAAAGG
Jaminaea rosea is the source of this 2128-nucleotide messenger RNA. Its product is annotated as phosphoglycerate mutase-like protein. NCBI's taxonomy places the organism in Eukaryota, Fungi, Basidiomycota, Exobasidiomycetes, Microstromatales. The transcript has 2 exons. Gene Ontology annotation, molecular function: acid phosphatase activity. The coding region runs from base 61 to 1980 and encodes 639 amino acids. The record is from RefSeq and is a predicted model, not a curated record.